CAGGGCUGCCCCCUUGGCACGUGGGGGAACAGGGCGCCGCCGCGGGACUCCGGAGCCUGGUGUCCUCGGCGCGCCUUCGAGGGCGCACAGGGCGCAGCAGCGGGCGCGUCUGGGUGCCAUGGGCGAGCCGGGUCCCCCCGGCGCGGAGGCGCCUCCGCCGUGGCGCCGCGGGUCUCUGGCGCUGCUCACCGACCUGUACCAGUUCACCAUGGCGUACGGCUACUGGCGGAGCGGGCGGCACCGCGAGGCGGCCGCCUUCGAGCUCUUCUUCCGCCGAUGCCCCUUCCAGGGCGCCUUCGCGCUCAGCGCAGGCCUUGCCGAGUGCCUCGCCUACCUGCGCGCCUUCCGAUUCUCCCCGGCAGGUGAGCGCGGGGUGGAGGGGGGCGCACAGACUUUGCAAGGGUGCAGGGGGCGCGGGUCUGCUUCCCAGGGAAGCACUCUGCACGUGGCCAGAGGCUCCGCGCUCCAGGCAGCCGCGCAGCUGAACUGAUCGAUGGGGGGAGGCGGGGAAGAAAUAAUAAUAAUAUAAUAAUAAUAAUAAUUUAUUAUUUAUACCCCGCCCAUCUGGCUGGGUUUUCCCAGCCACUCUGGGCAGCUUCCAACAGAAUACCGUCAUACCUCAGGAUGAAUACGCUUCAGCUUCAGUAUUUUCGGGUUGCGGAGCACGGCUAGCCGGAAGUAACGGAGCGCGUUACUUCCGGGUUUCGCUGCUCACGCAUGCGCAGACGCUCAAAAUGGCAUCACACGCAUGUGCAGAAGCGGCAAAACGCAUCAUGCGCAGUCGCGUCUUACGUUCGCAUCCAGAGGUACCACUGUAUUAAAAUACAAUAGUCUAUUAAACAUUAAAAGCUUCCCUAAACAGGGCUGCCUUCAGAUGUCUUCUAAAAGUCUGGUAGUUGUUGUUCUCUUUGUCAGCUGGUGGGAGGGAGUUCCACAGGGCGGGUGCCACCACCGAGAAGGCCCUCUGCCUGGUUCCCUGUAACUUGGCUUCUCACAGUGAGGGAACCGCCAGAAGGCUCUCGGAGCUGGACCUCAGUGUUCAGGCAGAACGAUUGAGGUGGAGACGCUCCUUCAGGUAUACAGGAUCGAGGCUGUUUAGGGCUUUCAAGGUCAGCACCAACACUUUGAAUUGUGCUCGGAAACGUACUGGGAGCCAAUGUAGGUCUUUCAAGACCGGUGUUAUAUGGUCUCAGCAGCCGCUCCCAGUCACCAGUCUAGCUGCUGCAUUCUGGAUUAGUUGUAGUUUCUGGAUCACCUUCAAAGGUAGCCCCACGUGGAGCGCAUUGUAGCUUUUCCAGGGCUGAGGUCAGUCGCAUCGGGCCGGUUGUGGAAGCUGAUGGGGUGUGAUAGUCGGAAUAAAUGUCUUCACAUAUGCAUGCUCAGGUAUGCCUGUACCUGUGACCUUGCAAGCCGUCAAAAAUAGGCGGCCGUGUCCAACUGAGUUGGAGGAGACCCGUUGGAAUGAAUGGACUUAAGUUAGGCAUAUAGCGAUCAUAAUUGUUAGCAUUAUAGAUUAAAUUCGUAUACUGCCCUUCAUGCGCAGCUCACAGGGCAGUUUGCAACACAAUGCAAAAGAGAAUUCAGAAUGCACAAUAAAGCAAAACAACAACACCUCACCCUUCCCACAAGCACAUUUAAAAGGGCAUAGGACGUGGGUGGCGCUGUGGGUUAAACCACAGAGCCUAGGACUUGCCGAUCAGAAGGUCGGCGGUUCGAAUCCCUGCAACGGGGUGAGCUCCCGUUGCUCGGUCCCUGCUCCUGCCAACCUAGCAGUUCGAAAGCACGAAGUGCAAGUAGAUAAAUAGGUACUGCUCCGGCAGGAAGGUAAAUGGUGUUUCCAUGCGCUGCUCUGGUUCGCCAGAAGCGGCUUAGUCAUGCUGGCCACAUGACCCGGAAGCUGUACGCUGGCUCCCUCGGCCAGUAAAGCGAGAUGAGCGCCGCAACCCCAGAGUCGGCCACGACUGGACUUAACUGUCAGGGGUCCCUUUACCUUUAGGUGAAGGUAUUUAUUUAGUGCCUGGUGCACGAUGGGCAGUCCCUGCCCUGAGGAAGAUACAAUCUAAAAUUUGACUCGAGAAAAAUGACAGAGGAAUUGGGGAGGGGGAAGUGGAAGUGGAGGGAGGACAUAAGAGCCUGCAGGAUCAGGCCAAUGGCCCAUCCAAUCCAGCAUUCUGCUCUCAUAGUGGCCAACCAGAUGCCGUUAUGGGAAACCCGCAAAUAGAUUUUCAGAACAAGAGGAAAAUUCAUUUCCUGUGGUUUCCAGCAACUCAGAAUCAUUGCUGCUUCCCACUGUGGAAGCAGAGCAUGUGACCUCUGUGGCCCUGAUCCCCCGCGUUUUCCUCUCCAGCUCUUUUUCAAGUGUGGCCUGACAUUUUCCCAUUUGUCAGACGACAGACCAUGUGCUAAGUGAAACAUUUACUUCGCCAGAGUGUAAGGCAUUUCCCUGGGCUUUGCAGAUAUUUCCUGAUGUCGCUGGGUUUCCCGAGGCCUUCUGGCACCUUUCCCUGCUAACCUUUGAUCAGCAGGGGAGAAAGAACCUGCUCCCUGUAAGUUUCCAUAACUUGGAACUGGGAAUGGAGGCGGCAGGGGAGAAUAGACGGGAAGAGGCUGUGCUUGACUGAAAUUUGGGCGUGGGAGACAGGAAUGAGUCCAGCUACGCAGCGAAGGCUGUUUGUGUGUGUACACAAUUACGCCUUUACCUCCUGUGACACCUAACCAAUUCUCUGUCUCUGUCACAGCCUUGUGGAACGAGUUAAAAUCCUGAUAAUCCAUUCAUCUAAAAACACCAGAAAAUUAUCUCUCUUUGAAAGUGGUAUCUCAGACUUUGCUUACAGACUUAGUCCAGUAUCAGUUCAACAGAAUAUUCUGUGUAUUACAAUGGUACCUUGGGUUAAGAACUUAAUUUGUUCUGGAGGUCUGUUCUUAACCUGAAACUGUUCUUAACCUGAAGCACCAUUUUAGCUAAUGGCGCCUCCUGCUGCCACCGCACCGCCGGAGCUCAAUUUCUGUUCUCAUCCUGAAGCAAAGUUCUUAAACUUUCUGGGUUAGCGGAGUCUGUAACCUGAAGUGUAUGUAACCCGAGGUACCACUUUAUCUUAAACAGAUUUUCUCCCCCAACCAACCAUACUCAUUUAUUAUAUGCUUUAUAUAUCUUUUCUGUUUGUUUGUGGUCCUUCCUGCCAGCCAGCCAGCCAGGCAUCAAACAAACCUCUUCAUAUUUUUGUUUUUAAUAUUUGAUGUUUUAUUAUGUUUUUAUGUGUGUGGGAAACAAACAACUCAGAGUGGCUGGGGCAACCCAGACCGAUUGGGUGGGUAUAUGUAAUAAAAUAAUGAAAUUGUUGUUGUUCAAUCAUAGAAUCUUAGAGUUGGAAGGGACCCACGGGGUCAUCUAGUCCAACCCCCUGCAAUGCACCCCCUGCACGGAUGAUGUUUCACCAGUGACUCUGUCAUGGCAAGUUCUUGUUCUGAAGGCAGCCCUGUUUAGGGAAGCUUUUAGUGUUUGAUGCAUUAGUGUAUUUUAAUAGUUUGUUGAAAGCCGCCCAGAGUGGCUGGGGAAGCCCAGCCAGAUGGGCAGGGCAUAAAUUAUUAUUAUUAUUAUUAUUAUUAUUAUUAUUAUUACUAUUACUACUACUACUACUACUUGUUCACACCUUGUAGCCUGAUGCCGGAGUCCCCGUUGUCAUCCUGUGGCUCUAGAGCAGGGGUCAGCAAACUUUUCUACCAUCGGGCCGGCUCACUGUUAUUGUUGCUAUUAUUAUUAUUAUUACUACUACAUUUUAUUUAUACCCCGCCCUCCCCAGCUAAGACCGGGCUCAGGGCAGCUAACACCAGUAUGAAACAAUUGAUUGAAAUACAACUUAAAAACAAGAUUAAAAUACAACAUUAAAAUGCAGCCUUAUUUCAAUAGGAACUCAAAUCAAAAACUUUUUUUUGGGGGGGUGAAAAUGUCAAGUCUUCACCAGGGCCAGCUGUCCAGACUGGUCCUAUGUGGGCCAGAAAAAAGCCAGGGAAGUCCCCAAAUAGGAGUUCCAUCACAGAAGGAGAAAGGAAAGAGGGGAAGGGGAUCAAGUUGAUUCCAAGCCAAAGGCCAGGUGGAACAACUCUGUCUUACAGGCCCUGCAGAAAGAAAUCAGAUCCUGCAGGGCCCUGGUCUCAUGAGACAGAACGUUCCACCAGGCCGGGGCCAGUGCUGAAAAGGCCCUGCCUCUGGUUGAGGCUAAUCUGACUUCCUUAGGGCCCGGGACCUCUAGGGUGUUUCUAUUUAUGGACCUUAAGGUCCUCCGCGGGGCAGACACACGGGACAGGUGGUCCCGUAGGUACGAGAGUCCUCUAAGGAAGAGAGGGAGGGACAGGUGGGAUACAUGCCCAUGUGGCUCCUCCACGUUACACGGAGACGUCUUCCUGGUUCGUAAGAACAUCAAAAGGGCCUGCUGAGUCAGGUCAGCGGCCCGUCUAGUCCAGCAUCCUGUUCUCACAGUGGCCUGUAGGAAGCCUGCAAGUGGUACCCAAGCUCACGAGCAUCUCUCCCCUCCUGCGGUUUCCAGCAACAGGUAUUCAGAAGCAUCACUACCUCCAAAUGUGGAGGUAGAGCGUAGCCAUCCUGGCUAAGCAGCCAUCCAUAGCCAUCUCCUCCAUGAAUUUUUCCAGUCCUCUUUUCAAGCCAUGCACCGUAUUUUUCACCCCAUAAGAUGCACCUGACUAUAAGACGCACCUAGUUUUUAGAGGAGGAAAGGGGGAAAGCCCUGUUUUUUGGGGGGAUCAGCUCGCAGUUGUGCAGCUUCUUUUGCAAAGGGGAAAAGCCCCCUUUUUGAGGAUCAGCUCAAAGUUGUUGAGCUUACUGUAGCCUUAUUGGAGUUCACCGAUUGGGUCUGCGUUGCUCUGGGACAGGAGGAAGGAAGUCAAAAUGACACCGAGGUUGGUUCAAAGAAAGAGUUUAUUCUGCUCUCCGGAUAGCAGAAGUCACCUGCGUGGUGAGUCCACAGCAAGUACAAAGAAAUGAGAAAUUUCAUGCAGUAUAUAUAUCCUCCAGGCACCCUCUCACUCCUCCCCUAGGAGCCCAACCACGUCAGCCUACGUACGCAGGUUGACAUCACAUAUGUUCCUGCUCUGGUACUCUCAACCAUAAAAGGAUCUUCCUUCCUGUACUUCUGACCAUAAAAGGAUCUUCCUCUUCCUACUCUUAUCUGGGACAAGGUCACCAUCUCCGGGAACACGCUUUUGCCGUUUUCCCCAGACAUCGGUCUUGCGCGUAUUUUGUGGCCAGCACAUAAGAUAAAGUUCUGGCGUGUUUUCUUUGUUCCCCUAGAGAGCCAAGGCCAUCCCUUGCCGUGAGUGAUAAAGGAGAGAGCUUGUUUAUGUUUUUGCUCAACAGCUCAAGUUUUACGCAUUUAAAAGUGCUCUCUUUUGAAAGAACAAAAAGGAGGGGGGUUGAGUCAGUUUUAAACUUACUACACAGAAACCCAUUCCUUCAUUACUUUGCAAAAGGAAAAAGUUCUGCAGCUUCUUUAGGAAAGGAAAGGGAGCCGUUUCUACAGCUUCCAGACAGAUAAUCUAAUCAGCCAGUCACACGUUGCUGGGGAAGCAAACAGUCUGCAGAACUUUCAACAAUGGAGGCCUGGGCAAGGGGGCAGGGCCAGAAAUGGAGCCACAUACAUUUCCCCUUACUUUUUAGGAGGAAAAAAGUGUGUCUUAUGGAGCGACAAAUACGGUAGGUUGCUGGCCCUCCCUGCCUCCUGUGGCAGGGAGUUCCGCAGUUUAACUCUGUGCUGCAAGCAGUGCUUUCUUCUGCCUGCCCUGAUUCCCCCGAAUCUUCAUCACUGCUCGCAGCUUCACACUGUGAUUCAGCUGGGAUUUGUCCUUCUGCCGUUUGCAUCACAUCCCCUUUGUGGUUUGGGCUGUUGUUGACUGGACGUUGUUAACAAAGCCCAGGGCCAAGGAUGAGUAGAAAUAAUGAGGCUGAGUUUUGCAAACAGAACAGGUAAAAAAAACAAUGAAGGCCUGGUAAACGGAGACCUUCUGAAAGUAUUUAGGGUGUGUGUGUUACUGUGGUUUUUUUGUGCGUCUGAGAGCACUCGUCCCCAUGGUUUUAGGUAUUAUAAUUUUUUAUUAAAUUUCUAAAAUUUCACAAUUUGACUUCAAAUCAAAUAAUUACAUUGCUGAGAUCAUUUAAUGUGUCAAUACGAACGGGAGUUGUUAAUAUUGCAGCUGCUGUAUAAGGGAUUGUUAUAAUUGAAAUUACGUAAUAAGAUUUUGGAAUGCAGGAAUAAAGUAAAUCAUCAAACCAUCAAUACUAGCACGUGGGGGCCCAGCUAAAUUUUAUAAUUUGGCCUCUGAAUGAUUGGCAUUAGUAAUUGUAUUAUAAUCUGACAUUGUUAUAAUGAGGCUAUUAUUGGAUCAUUGUAAUUGAAAACUAAUAACAAUAACAACUUUGCUUUGUAAACUGACUUCUGACCCACACCUCCAGGUUCAUAUAUCAGACUCUUAUCUAUUACAGAAAUCUCUCUAAUACAAUUCAUCAUUUUUCUCCCUCUGCUCCCAUCUCUAAUGCUGCCCGCGAUUUCAUUUCACUAUAAUGCUUUUCCAAACAGGUCAAGAAGGACUUCCAGAACACUUGCCCCAUGUAUAUGUGCUUGUUCACUUUGCUGCUCUUUGCUGUAACAGAAUCUCGGAAGAGAAUUAGCAAGAGGUCCAUAAUGCAAAAAUACGAUGUACAAAUCAGCUAAAAGUGUUCCUCCACAACAGUCAAUUCAAAAAGAGAAACAUUGGAGCCUUUCCUUCCCAACCAAAAGGCAAACACCAAAACCAUCACCUCUAAAAACUCAACCAUAUCAACACCCACAUGCCUAAGAGAUAGGAACACCUUCGCCCAUUGAAAAGCUAGCAAUUUAUAUACCGUAUUUUUCGCUCCAUUGGACGCACCCGACCAUAGGACGCAUCUAGUUUUUAGAGGAGGAAAACAAGGAAAAAAUAUUCUGAAUCAAAUGUUGUAUAAACUACUGUAUUUAAUAAACAACCGGUAUAUCAGAAUCACAUUACAGCCAUGUAAAGUGAACAGCAGUCAACAAUGGCAUUAAGAACCAUCAUCACUGUCAUUAACAAAUGAAGAGAGAUUUUAAGGUUUGAGUACUCUUCUAGUCUUCUGGGAACCCCAAGAACUCAUCACUGCUAAAGUCAGAAUUUAUGAAGCUCAGUUGCUCACAGUCACUGACAUCACUUUCUUCGCUAUCUUCAUGUAAAAUACCAUCUUCAUAUCCAUCCAAAGCAUUGCUAAUGCCACAUUUUCCCCUCUCAAUCCUCUUCCUCCCCUCUCUCAGCGAACAGCCUGCCAGCUGCUCACAAACAUUCCCUUUACUUGAAUUACAGUCAAGAAACAGCCAAGCAGAGCUUCUCAGCGGCAGGCUUGGGAGGCUUUCCUUUUCCCCACUUUUUUCUCCACCCCCCCCCCCCCAGCAGAACAGUCCCCUUUUCCAGCCUCCUCCUCUCCAUCCCUUUCACCCAAACUCCUCAGGUGAUGUCUACAAUUUCUCCCCUUCACUGCUCCCUCUCCUUUGCCCUCUACCAUGACUCUCCACUCACGGCAACCUAUGGUACCUCAUCUCCCUUCACCCAGCUUCUUGGUCCCCCUCCUCUCCGUCUUCUUCCUCCCCUCUCUCAGUGAACAGCCUGCCCACUGCUCCAGACCUUGAGGGGAAGGGCAGGCUGUUGGCAGAGCAGCACCCCCCCCCCCAUUCAGCAGCCCAGGAGUGCGGGGCAUGGGCGCACAGCCCUCCCGUUCCUCCAAAGCUUCCUGGGGCUGCAAGGGGAAGCUGAGGCUGCCGGCAGAUGAGCGCGGCUCCACCACCACUACCAAAGACCAGUCCAAGAGUGUGCCUCACUCCGGCAAUUUGGCUCCAGGGACCACACAUUCGCUCCAUAGGACGCACAGACAUUUCCCCUUACUUUUUAAGAGUAAAAAAGUGCGUCCAAUGGUGCGAAAAAUACGGUACAUUCGUACCUUGGAAAUUGAGCGGAAUCCAUUCUGGAAGUCCAUUCGACUUCCAAAACGUUCGGAAACCAAAGCGCGGCUUCUGAUUGGCUGUCGGAAGCUCCAAUCGGAAGCCCUGACGGACGUUCGCCUUCCAAAAAUAGUUCGCAAACCGAAGCAGUCACUUCCGGGUUUGCGGCAUUGGGGAGCCAAAACCCUUGAGAACUAGGCUGUUUGAAAACCAAGGUACGACUGUGCGGGUUUCUGGAGGUGUGACAGGAUUGGGCAAGGAGGUCCUAACCUGCAUCCUAACUCUGUUCAGCUCAGUCAAAUGCUACCUGGAGAAAAAAGUAGCGUCAGUGGAUCUCUUAUUUUAAAGGCUCAGGUUUGUCACCCCUCUGAUAGGCUUGGACCAGCUCCUUGCUCCUGAUCAGGGUUUGGAUCUGGCGUGAGUUUUCUCCAGCUUCUGUUGCAUAGAGUUGCUGCCUUAAAGCGACUGAUUUCGUGAUGCUCAAUAUAAAAAUCUGCUUCUGCUAACACCAUUUUAAAGAAAAUAGCAGCUGGGAAAGCCGAAAGGGUGCUUAGUUUUGGUUUUUUAAAAACGCUUCCAGCUUUUCUGGGCAUCGUGCCUUUUCCUUCAAACUGCCCCUUGGAAACUUCCCCUGUCGCUCACUGUUUCUUGGUGUGCAUCCUUCCUUUCCAGACAUCGAGUAUCUCGAAUCUGUCCUUCCUGCUACUACGGAGAAAGCUUUCUUUGAUUACCUGCGCACGGUGGACGCGUCCGAAGUUUCCGUCUCCUCCGCUCCAGAGGGAUCCGUUGUCUUCUCCCGGGUAGGUGUUUCCAAAGAGUAGUUUCUGCCUGCGAGAUGCUGAUCGGACAGAGGCGUUUGGGGCCGUACAUUGAGAACCUCUCGCAUCGCGCACACAAACACACAAAGGCAUCUUCAGACCUGAUAGGAAAUGCAUGUUUGCACAUCUGGUGGGUGGGACCAAUCGUCUUUGCUGAAUUUGUCUAUUUUAGUCAGCUUGUGGUGGUUAUUGUAAUCCAUGUGCUAAUUGUUCUUGUUUGCAUUCGUAUUUCAGAACAUCUUUUCUAAUUGAUUUGUGUUGCUUUAAAUAGUGGUGGUUUUUAAAAUAUAUUUUUAUAACGUUGCAAAUUGCCUAGCUAUAUUAUUAUUAUUUAUUACAUUUAUUUGCCACCUUUUCCUUCAAGGAUUUCAAGAUUCUCCCCCACCUCCCAUUUACUCCUCACAACAAGCCUGUGAGGUAGGCUAGUCUGAGAGGCAGUGAUUGACUCCAAGGUGAGCUUCAUAGCUAGAUUUGUCUCCCAGGUCCUAGUCUGACACUCUAAGCAUUCUGGCUUUCUUUGAGCUUACGAGGGAUUAUAUAUCAAUUAAUAUUUUUUGUUCUCAAAGCAUGAGUCUGACCAAACUGCAGGAGGCAGUGGAAGACAGGAGUGCCUGGCCUGCUCUGGUCCAUGGGGUCACGAAGAGUCGGACACGACUAAACAACUCAACAACAACAAAUAUUUUUUGCUGCAAAGUCGGGGGGGAGGGAGGGAAAGCACCAUGUUUUUCGCCCCAUAAGACGCACAUGACCGUAAGGCGCACCUAAUUUUUAGAGGGGAAAUGCAAGGAAAAAAAAUAUUCUUUAAAGGGAGCUCUGAGCAGAGCUUGUAUGCACCCCAGGCUCUGCUCAGCGUUCCCUUAAAAAAAUUUUUUUCUUGCAUUCCCCCUCUAAAAUCCAGUCAGUCCCUUCUCUCUCCUCGGGGAAAAGCCCCCAAGAGCCGCGUGGAGCGUGUGUGUGGCUCUUGGGGGCUUUCCCCGCCUGCCUCCUGCCUGCAUUCGCUCCAUAAGAUGCACACACAAUUUCCCCUUACUUUUUAGGAGGGAAAAAGUGUGUCUUAUGGAGCGAAAAAUACGGUAUGCAUUUCUGCCCUUUGUAACCUAAGUACUUUUAACAAAAGGUGCUUCCUUUUAAAACUUCACCUGAAGGAGCCUUCAGAUGCAGAAGAGGCAGGCCUGUAGGGGGUGAUGCAUGGAGUGCUCUAAAACCGUAGCAAAAAAUGACAGGUCCUGAUUGGUUGCAAAGGAGUCCGUGGUACAGGUGUGUUUCUGAAUUCCUUCCUGCAGGUGCCGGUGCUGCAGGUGAAGGGUCCCUUGCUGGUGAUACAGCUUCUAGAGACCACCUUGCUGUGUUUGGUGAACUACGCCAGGUGAGGAUGUGAGCGAGGGGCCGGAGGACCGCUUUUCUUUUGGCCUCUGUGUUUUGGUUAACAUUGACGGCAGGAUCAUGUUAGAAUUCCCGCUCCAUGAUUGCAGUCACGGGAUUGUUGACUUUCACAUGACAGUACAGUGGUACCUCGGGUCACAUUCGCUUCAGGUUACAUUCGCUUCAGGUUACAGACUCCGCUAACCCAGAAAUAGUACCUCGGGUUAAGAACUCUGCUUCAGGAUGAGAACAGAAAUCGUGCUCCGGCGGCGCGGCAGCAGCAGGAGGCCCCAUUAGCUAAAGUGGUGCUUCAGGUUAAGAACAGUUUCAGGUUAAGAACGGACCUCCAGAACGAAUUAAGUACUUAACCCGAGGUACCACUAUAUGUUUUGACUCCACAGCAUGGGAAGUGACGGAGACAGGAUGUUUGUGUUACUGUGUUCCGUGAAGUGGGACUAUUGUCCUUUGUUCUUUGUCUUUGCUGUCUGAUGAGAAAGAGGAAGGAGCUAAAGCAGAAUGCUCCGAGUGUGUUAUAUGUAAAUAAAGUAGAUUAGCCAAAAUGCUGAGCUGCUGAGGUCUGUUACGCACAAUGCGCAAACUCUGCGGAUCCCAAAGUGUUCUGAUGUCGGUUGGCAUCAGUCGCUGUGAUGUUCGGGCAGAAGAAAGCUUUUGAAGCUCCCGAACGAAAGACCAGGAGGAAGGGAACAUGCCAGUCGGGCGUGUGUCUCUGCUAAGACCCUACUCGAGUGUAGGCCGAACUCCUGACAGAUCUGUCGUGCUGAGACUAUAAUUGGUGCACAUUGCCCCUGUGGACUUUGGACUUGGGGAUAUGGGGUGGCCGGGAAAUUAUCCUAGAGGCUGCUUGGCAGGUUGCCAGAUUCCUACACGGAAGUCGCUUCCCACAAGCGGAAGACAAAGGAGCCCUUUGGAGCAGAAGGGGAAACGCUCGAUGCUUCUGCACAUUUAAAAAAUUGCUGUGUUUGCAGCACCGUUGUGAAUUCUGUGUGUGGGUUUGCAACCGGUGAAGCAGGCUUCCAUUAGGCCUGGGGGGCAGUGCAUUUUCCAAAGGACUGGAGAUGUCAUAAAGGUAAAGGGACCCCUGACCGUUAGGUCUAGUCAUGGCCGACUCUGGGGUUGUGGUGCUCAUCUCACUUUACUGGCCGAGGGAGCCGGUGUACAGCUUCCGGGUCAUGUGGCCAGCAUGACUAAGCCGCUUCUGGCGAACCAGAGCAGCGCACGGAAACGCCGUUUACCUUCCCGCCGGAGUGGUAUCUAUUUAUCUACUUGCACUUUGACGUGCUUUCGAACUGCUAGGUUGGCAGGAGCAGGGACUGAGCAACGGGAGCUCACCCCGUCGCGGGGAUUCGAACCGCCAACCUUCUGAUCGGCAAGUCCUAGGCUCUGUGGUUUAACCCACAGCACCACCCGCGUCCCCGGAGAUGUCAUAAUUGGACGCAAAUGUCUAUCUAGAGAUGCAUGGAGGAUUUUGUGGGACUGUGUGGAGAACAGGGAGGGCGCAUUCAAACAUUAGUCCAUCCGAACUUUAGGAAAACAGUUUUUCUGGAUCGAACACACAGCCCAGCCGUGCUUUCCCUCUUGGAGGUUUUCCCCCUUUCACCUGGUGUCCCUCAGCCAUGCAGAUGUUAUUGGACUCCAGGACCCAUCACUUCCAGCCAGUGGGGCCAGAGGGUCAGGGAUGAUGGGGGUCGUGUUCUGGCAGGCAUCCAGGAGAGCACCAAGUUGGGGAGUCCUGCUCUCUAGCCCAGCCUUUCUCAACCUGUGGGACCCCAGAUGAUGUUGCACUACAACUCCCAUCACCCCUAGCUAGCAAGGCCAGAGCUCAGGGAUGAUGGGAGUUGUAGUCCAACAACAUCUGGGGGCUCGCAGGUUGAGAACCGCUGCAGACGCUCUUUCUAAUGUGCACUUCCAUCCAAGAGCAAAGAAGGAAUUGUUCCAGUAAAAAUCCCAGCAGUGCAUUAAGGAAACCCUCUGCUGUGUUGGAAGGCAAUAAAAGGAUCGGUUAAUAUUCAACCUGAAUUUUCCUCCUUGCAGCCUCGUCGCUACGAAUGCUGCCCGAUUCCGGCUCAUAGCAGGCCCGGACAAGAAACUCAUGGAGAUGGGGCUGCGUCGUGCGCAGGGACCGGACGGGGGCCUCUCUGCAUCCAAGUAUUCGUACGUUGGGGGUAGGUUCUGACUCGUGACUCGCCCUUCGCUGGCCACUAGGCGGCACCACCUGCCUUGCCCUUGCUGCUGUCACCAGAGACUUCCUUUUGGGGUUUGGUCUCUGCCCAUACCGACACCACGAGGAUCCAAAGAGCUCGUAAGCUAGGUUUGGGAAACACCUGGGGACUUCUGGGUGUUGCUGGACUCCAGCUCCCAUCAGCUGCAACUUAGGUGGCCAGUGGUCAAGGAUGAUGGGAUUUGUAGUCCGGAAAUGUCAGAAAGGCCGCAGGGUCUCCAUCUCUACUGUAAUGGAAGGAGUGAAGCUUGGAGAUUUGAGGUGGAGACCUCUAGCAGAACAGGACAGCCUGGUUGGGUUUGGUUAUGGGGUCUGAUGGAUUCGGGGCAGGGUUCAUUGCAGAAGCCCUUGAGCUGAGCAGAAAACAGCCUGGUCCCCUUAGUUUUAGCUGCUCUUCCUGAGAUUUUAAUCCUCCCCCCUUUAAACCCUGAAAAUAACAGCACUCAUUCACAGUUACUGUCACAAUUAGGGUUUUUUUGUUUUCCCUUUGUUUUGUGCAUCUUGCUGACUUUUUGCAGAUAUAUUCUCAAAAUUUUAUAUGUCUGUAUUAAAUAAGCAACCCUGAAAAAGGAGGCCCAAACCCCAAAGCCUUCAAGCCAUACCUCAAGACUCGGCAGCUGCACCUCUUAUGAAGAAGACUUUUCCUUCCCAAAUGCAUCCUUCCUAUUUUCUCCUAUCAUGGGUGAAAACAGUACACUGCGAUCUCAGUCAACUUUUGUGAUUUCAGCUAAGAGAGAGAUAGUAGUAGUAGUACUACUAGUAGUAGUAAUAAUAAUAAUAAUAAUAAUAAUAAUAAUAAUAAUUUAUUAUUUAUACCCCGUCCAUCUGGCAGAGUUUCCCCAGCCUCUCUGGGCGGCUUCCAACAAAGUAUUAAAAUACAGUGGUCUGUUAAACAUUAAAAGCUUCCCCAAACAGGGCUGCCUUCAGAGGUCUUCUAAAAGUUUGGUAGUUUUUUAUUUCCUUGACAUCUGCUGGGAGGGCGUUCCACAGGGAGGGCGCCACUACCGAGAAGGCCCUCUGCCUGGUUCCCUGUAACCUCACUUCUCGUAGGUAUUGGCGGCCGCUCACCAGUCACCAGUCUAGCUGCCGCAUUCUGGAUUAGUUGUAGUUUCCGGGUCACCUUCAAAGGCAGCCCCACGUCGAGCGCAUUGCAGUAGUCCAAGCGGGAGAUAACCAGAGCAUGCACCACUCUGGUGAGACAGUCUGCGGACAGGGAGGGUCUCAUCCUGCGUACCAGAUGGAGCUGGUAGACAGCCACCCUGGACACAGAAUUGACCUGCGCCUCCAUGGACAGCUGUGAGUCCAGAAUGACUCCCAGGCUGCGCACCUGGUCCUUCAGGAGCACAGUGACCGCAUUCAGGACCAGGGAGUCCCCCACACGCAUGAUAGCCAUGCUUACCCAUGGAGGCUCACUUCCGAUUUGGUUCCUGCUGAAGGCCUGGUGGAAAUGGGUCCUGGGAACCAUGCAACCUCCCCCCAAACCUGACACGAGUCCCUUCUCUUCCAGGGUUCGAUUUUACCAGCAACGUCCUGGCCGGGAAGCUCUAUGGGAUUCCAGUGCGGGGAACUGUAGCGCAUUCUUACAUCUUGUCCUUCACCUCGCUGGCUGAGGUGAACCCGCGGGUUAGUAUUUGGGGGGGGGACGGGACAGGUUGCAGAGGCAUGUAGAAUGUUUUAAUUUUAGCCUUUCCUUUUUUUUGCAAUUUUAUUUAUUUAUUAACAUUCUUAUGUUACAUCGGUAAGAAUAUCACAUUACAAUACAACGCUUAUUAUCAUAUAAUUUUCAACAUGUAUACAAAUUUUAUAUACAAAGUUUAUAUACCUAAAGAUAAAAAAAAAGGAAGAGGGGAAAAAACAAGGACAAAAAACUAUUCCAAAGUCCUAUCUGUACCAACACUUUGGACUUCCUGUCUAUCCCGUUGUAUAUCCCUUUUUUACAAUUGAAUGUACUCUUAUUAUUGUAUAUUUCUUUACAUUUUGUCCUAAUACAUUCCUAUAUCAAUAUGUACCCCUGGUCUUAUUUCUCAACUCAUCUUUUUAGCCUUUCCUUAUUGUUGAGUUUAUCUUCUCGAAAGAGUUGCUUCUCCUGCUUUUGCUUCUCAAUCUACCGUUUGCUCCUCUUCGUAAACCUGGGGCUUUUGCUUUUUUAAAAACAAUCGAGCGGUGCGUAAGUUUUACGGAAUAAAUGCACCAAUGAGAUCGCUGGGUGGUCAGUCCAGAAUCCCAAGAUGGCGACCAGGCCUGGAUUCUGAUAGCUCCUCUGUUCCUCUAUGCAGACCCUGAUCCCACGACACGGAAAGGAGCCUGUGGAUUUUCUGUCCUUAGUGGAGACAUGGCUGAGUCGGGUUUGCCAACUGCUCCAAACGCCGCUGGAGACGGUGAACCGUGGGGAGCUGGCUGCCUUCAUCUCCUACGCCAUCACCUUCCCACAAAACUUCCAGGGUCUUUUGGACACCUUCUGCGUGAUGAAGUAAGCGCUGCGCUCCAAACUUAAAUUCGUUAUUCUUUACUGCAUUCACACCCCACCUUGAUUCUACAAGGUCUCUUGCCUCCCUCCUCGUUUUAUCGCCACAACAACCCUGUGAGGUAGGUCAGGCUCAGAGGCAGGGACUGAGCCCCAAAGCCACACACAGUGAGCUUUGUGGCCGGGUGGGGAUUCGAACCCUGGUCUCUUCUCAGAUCUGGCACUCUAACCACUGUACCGCACUGUUCUGAGGCCAAGUGCUUACGAUCUGAGGUUACAUUGGUCUUUGCUUUGUUGUUGUUGUUUAGUCGUUUAGUCAUGUCCAACUCUCCGUGACCCCAUGGACCAGAGCACGCCAGGUACUUCUGUCUUCCACUGCCUCCCACAGUUUGGUCAAACUCAUGCUGGUAGCUUCGAGAACACUGUCCAACCGUCACGUCCUCUGUCAUCCCCUUUGGAAUGGAGAGGUUUGAUCUUCUUGCAGUCCAUGGGACUCUCAAGAGUCUCCUCCAGCACCAUAAUUCAAAAGCAUCAAUUCUUUGGCGAUCAGCCUUCUUUAUGGUCCAGCUCCCUAUGAACUUAUAUUUAUACAAUACAGGGAUCAGUCUAAUUCUGCCAAGAUGUUUCCUUUUUAUUCCAUAGUUUUCUAAAUAUUCUUUAAAAAUUCCCCAAUCCUUAUACAGUGGUACCUCGGGUUACAUACACUUCAGGUUACACACUCGGCUAACCCAGAAAUAAUGCUUCAGGUUAAGAACUUUGCUUCAGGAUAAGAACAGAAAUCGUGCUUUUGCGGCGCAGCAGCAGGAGGCCCCAUUAGCUAAAGUGGUGCUUCAGGUUAAGAACAGUUUCAGGUUAAGAAUGGACCUCCGGAACGAAUUAAGUACUUAACCCGAGGUACCACUGUAGACUUUUUGUUUUGGUUGGCCUCUUAUGCUUCCUGUCGCUUUUGCUAGCUGCAGAUAUUCUACCAUUAGGAUCUGCCAAUCUUCCAUCUGCCUUACGGUUUCUUGCAACCCCUUCCCUGCCCACAGGAGCGGCAUCCCGAACUUCUGUGCCGUCGCCCUGGCGCUGAACGAGUUGGGCUACCGAGUCAUUGGCGUCCGCCUGGACAGCGGGGACCUGGCCAAGCAGUCGGUGGAGAUACGGCGAGUGUUUCGCACCUGCAGCAAGCAGUGAGUGUGCAGCUGUUUCCCCUCGCGUCCCCCCCAGAUUUGACCUUUCCAGGCAGAGAUGUUACUGCAGAGCUGAUGGCUGCGGAUCAAGGCCUGAUUCCUUUUCCUUUUUUUAAUUUGCAUUUUAUUUAUUUGUUAACGUUCUUAUAUUACAUCGGUAAACGUUGUCAUAUUACAUUAAGGGACUUACUAUAAUUUCCAACAUGUAUACAAAAAUUAUAUACAAAUUUUAUAUACCUAGAAAGAAAAUGAAACCAAAAAAGAACAAAGAGAAAAAACAAAAACAAUUCCCCCCCAAAAUCAUAUACAUACCAACAUACUAGACUUUCCCGUUGUAUAUUCCUUUUUUACAAAUGAAUGUACUCUUAUUAUUGUAUAUUUCUUUACACAUUAUCAAAUACAUUCCUAUAUCAAUAUGUGCUCUUAGUCUUAUUUCUCAACUCAGUCUCACUCAAACGUCAAUCAAAUGCUAGCAUAGAUAGCGAACCUUUAUAUAUUUUUGAGCAUAUGUUUUAUAUCUAUCCCACUUUUCCAUAAAUCUUUGUUUUGAAUUGCCUCUCAGGGUAUUUGUUAACUGCGCCAUUUCAGCAAAUUCUUGUACAGUGGUGCCUCGCAAGACGAAAUUAAUCCGUUCCGCGAGAGUCUUCGUCUAGCGGUUUUUUCGUCUUGCGAAGCAAGCCCAUUGACGGAUUAGCGCUAUUAGCGGUUUAGCGGCUAUUAAAGGCUUAAAGGCUUAGGGAUUAGCUGCUAAAAGGCUAUUAAAGGCUAUUAAAGGCUUAGCAGAUUAGAUAAAGGGGGAAAAGCGAAAAAAAUCUCAAGACUCGUAAGAUAUUUUCGUCUUGCGAAGCAAGCCCAUAGGGGAAUUCGUCCUGCGAAGCAACUUCAAAACGGAAAACCCUUUCGUCUAGCGGUUUUUCCGUCUUGCGAGGCAUUCGUCUUGCGGGGCACCACUGUAGCUUGUAAUGCCAGUUUGUUAUUGUCGGGGCCUCUUGUUCCUUCCACCCCUUUGCCACCAAAGUUCGAGCUGUGGCCAUUGCAUAUAAGAAUACCUCCCUAAAGGGAUCAAGGCCUGAUUCCAGCCAAACUCAGGUCCAUCUCUAGAUUUCUUUUGCUUCUCCUGUGUCUCGCCAGAGUGGUGCAUGCUCUGGUUAUCUCCCGCUUGGACUACUGCAAUGUGCUCUACGUGGGGCUACCUUUGAAAGUGACCCGGAAACUAAAACUAAUCCAGAAUGUGGCAGCUAAACUGGUGACUGGGAGUGGCCGCCGAGACCACAUAACACCGGUCCUGAAAGACCUUCAUUGGCUCCCAGGACGUUUCUGAGCACAAUUCAAAGUGUUGGUGCUGACCUUGAAAGCCCUAAAUGGCCUCGGUCCAGUAUACCUGAAGGAGCAUCUCCACCCCCAUCGUUCUGCCCGGACACUAAGGUCCAGCGCUGAGGGCCUUCUGGCAGUUCCCUCGCUGCGAGAAGCCAAGUUACAGGGAACCAGGCAGAGGGCCAUCUCAGUAGUGGCACCCGCCCUGUGGAACGCCGUUCCAGCAGAUGUCAAAGAGAAAGAUAACUACCAAACUUUUAGAAGACCUCUGAAGGCAGCCCUGUUUAGGGAAGCUUUUAAUGUUUAAUAGGUUAUUGUAUUUUAGUGUUUUGUUGGAAGCCGCCCAGAGUGGCUGGGGAAACCCAGUCAGACGGGCGGGGUGUAAAUAAUAAAUUAUUAUUAUUAUUAUUAUUACUAUUAUUAUUAUUCCUCAGCGGCCUGUUUCACUGCCAAUGCUUAGGCGAGGCGUAGAGAACCUCAGGCCUUCACUUCAAAUGCAGCCCUCCUAGAAUCAUAGAAUCAUAGAGUUGGAAGAGACCACAAGGGCCAUCGAGUCCAACCCCCUGCCAAGCAGGAAACACCAUCAGAGCACUCCUGACAUAUGGUUGUCAAGCCUCUGCUUAAAGACCUCCAAAGAAGGAGACUCCACCACACUCCUUGGCAGCAAAUUCCACUGUCGAACAGCUCUUACUGUCAGGAAGUUCUUCCUAAUGUUUAGGUGGAAUCUUCUUUCUUGUAGUCUGGAUCCAUUGCUCCGUGUCCGUUUCUCUGGAGCAGCAGAAAACAACCUUUCUCCCUCCUCUAUGUGACAUCCUUUUAUAUAUUUGAACAUGGCUAUCAUAUCACCCCUUAACCUCCUCUUCUCCAGGCUAAACAUGCCCAGCUCCCUUAGCCGUUCCUCAUAAGGCAUCGUUUCCAGGCUAUAAUGGUAUGGGGUUGCUCGUGCGUAAGUUGCCGCGUCUCCUGGCUAUGUUGCCUUGUUAAACCUUUCUGUCUGGACAGCCCUUCAAUUCGUGGCUGCCUCAGUCGCUAGCAGAAUCCGUCAGUGGGCGUUUCUUAAACCUUUUCCAACAUAAAAGUUGUUUGACACCCAGUCUCCUCCUACUUUCUCUGCGCGGAAGUCUUCUGCGCAGGGAGGGCGUGGGUAGCAGAGGACCAGUGCUCUCCCCGCUGGUGUCCGGUGAAGAGUGUGGGAGCCCUCUCGCCGAUUCCCCCAUCUGCCCCUCCUUAUUCCUGGUGUUGCACUGAAUUGCUUCCCCAUCUGCUGAGCUGCCUCUCUCCCUGCUGGGCCCUUCUCCAGCAUCAUUAGAGAGCCUCCCCUCCACCUCUAGCUCCGAUGUCAGUUCCCUGACACAGGCCUUUGACCAUUUUGGUUGCCCUCCUCUGGACCCGUUCCAGUUUGUCAGUGUCCUUCUUGAACUGUGGUGCCCAGAACUGGACACAGUACUCCAGGUGAGGUCUGACCAGAGCAGAAUACAGUGGCACUAUUACUUCCCUUGAUCUAGAUGCUAUACUCCUAUUGAUGCACCCCUCCUCUCUCCCUUUCCCUCUGGGCCCUUGGGAGAAGGGCCACAGCUCAGUGGUGAAGCAUCAACUUUCUUGCAUAUGGUCUCAGGUUCAAUUCCUGGCAUCUCCACGUCUUCUUUAGCGAUCACUCGUUGCUGAUUAAGAUUGUCUUCCAUAAACACGGUUUUAACAAUGAGUCCUUAUGUGACUGUGGAGGCCAAUCCUGGAUCCACACGUCCUUCCACAGUGGGGACAUUGGUUUUCAGGCCAGAGUUGACCACGGUGUGGAUUUGCCAAGUGUGCCUUCUUAGCGUGUUUCUCCUUUGCAUCCUGAGUUCGAGUGUCUUCAAAACCCAUGACAACUUUGGUAAAGGCUGUUCUCCAACUGGAGCACUCACAGGCCAGUGUUUUCCAGUGGUCGGUGUUAUAUUACAUUUUUUUAGAUUUAUAAUCAUCAUAAUAAUAUAAUUUAUUAUUUAUAUCCCGCCCAUCUGUCUGGGUUUCCCCAGCCACUCUAGGCGGCUUCCAACAAAUUAUUAAAAUACAGUGGUCUGUUAAACAUUAAAAGCUUCCCUGAACAGGGCUGCCUUCAGAGGUCUUCUAAAAGUCUGGUAGUUGUUUUUCUCUUUGACAUCUGGUGGGAGGGUAUUCCACAGGGUGGGUGCCACCACCGAGAAGGCCCUCUGCCUGGUUCCCUGUAACUUGGCUUCUCGCAGUGAGGGAACCGCCAGAAGGUCCUCGGCUCUGGACCUUUGCCUUGACACAGUCUUUAAACCUCUUUUGUUGACUACCAGCAAUACGCUUUCCAUUUUUAAGUUCGCAAUAGGGUAGUUGCUUUGGAAGACGAUCAUCAGGCACAACAUGACCAGUCCAACGAAGUUGAUGAUGAAGAAUCAUCGCUUCAACAGUUAGCAGGGCUGGGAAGACCCCGCUCUGAAACCCUGGAUUGUGGCUGCCAGUCCGUGUGGACGAUACUGAGCUAGAUCUCAGAAUCUGACGUAGAAGGAAGCUGAAUGUCAGAAGGUUCAGCACAGAUACACGAAACAAUUUCUUUUCACAGCACAUAGUUGAACUGUGGAACUCCCCGCCACAGGAAGCAGUGAUGGCCACCAUCUUGGGAUGGGUUUAGUAGAGGAUUAGGCAAAUUCUUGGAGAAGAGGGCUAUCGAGGGCUGCUAGCCAGGAUGGCUAUUCUCUGUCUCCAUAGCGGGAGGCAGCCAUGCUUCUGAAUCCCAGUUGCUGGAAACCAUAGGCAGGGAGAGCUCAGGUCUUGUGUUCGAAUCCUGCUUGCGGGUUUCCCACAGGUAUCUGCUUGGCCCUGUGAGAACAGGAUGUUGGACUAGACGGGUUCCCUUUGGCCUGAUCCAGCAGCCUCUUGUGAUCAGGGUGGAUUUGAUUUACCGUAUUUUUUGCUUUAUAAGACUCACUUUUUCCCUCCUAAAAAGCAAGGGGAAAUGUGUGUGCGUCUUAUGGAGCGAAUGCAAGCUGCGCAGCUAUCCCAGAAUCCAGAACAGCAAGAGGGAUUGCUGCUUUCGUUGCGCAGCGAUCCCUUUUGCUGUCUGGCUUCUGAGAUUCAGAAUAUUUUUUUUCUUGUUUUCCUUCUCCAAAAACUAGGUGCGUCUUAUGGUCUGGUGCAUCUUAUAGAGCGAAAAAUAUGGUAAAUCAAAUCCAUUUAAAUCACCCAUUUAAAUCACUAGUCAGUAAGACUUAAUUUAAAUCACUAGUCAGUAAGACUUGAUUUUAAUCUUUUUUUUUUUUAACAGAAAGACUCAUUCUUGCUAGUAUAAUCUUAAUAUUUACAACCAGAUGAAGGUUUCGUUUUUGGAAUAAUAAAUUUUCAGAGUAGUUUUUACACUUAUAUCGAAAAUUGCUGAUUUGGUUAUACUAUAAGAAAUACAUAGGCAGAUAAUUAUGAAAUUAUUGUGAGGUUUAAUAAAUUAACUGUUUAUAUUUGGACAACUUUUCUGCUGUACUUUAUUGGAAGGAGAAAAACAAUCAUUUCCUUAAUAACAAUUUAAACAAUUUAUUUAACUAAAACAAUUAACAUUAUAGCAUAUGUAUCCAUGUUUGUUAACUGAUGUGGUUAAACUUUUUUAAAAAAAAACCUCAGUCUGAGUUUUAGCACACAUGAAAAACUUAAAACAAAUCCGUAUUUCCUGAUGAAUAGCCUUUGGACUCUAAUGUAACUUAAAUAGAAAAUCUUAAGAAAUAUUUUUCCUCCUAAAGCAUUUUAUUUUAAAAAUCCAAUUUAAAUAAAAAAUCCGAUUUAAAUUUUAAAAAUUGGGUUGUUGUUUUUUAAAAAAAAUAUUUGAUUUUUAUCCACCCUGCUUGUGAUUUCCUUACACUUCUUUUUCGCUUGUCUUGCCAUUCAGCUUUCAGGUCCCCUGGUUUGCAGCAGUCCCCAUCGCCGUGAGCAACGACGUCAGCGAAGAGAACCUCCGGGAGCUCUCUCAGGAGGUGAGGACAUGCUUGGUCUUGCUCAAGUUCGGUGCGUGGGAAGGGGAGACUCUCUGAGUCUCAGCGAGCAAAUAAUUGCAGCAGGUAAUAGCAAUAAUUACCCGCGGCAGCAUAGCUCAAAUUAUUCGGUGCUCCAAGGAAGCCCUGUAAAAGUUUGGCCCGGCCAGGUAAAGAAAAGAGAUCACAGACAUUCAGUAUUAUUAAUUUAAUAAUCAUUUAUUAUUUAUACCCCACCCAUCUAACUGGGUUUCCCCAGCCACCCUGGGCGGCUUCCAACAAAAAAUUAAAAGUACAAUAAAGCAUUAAAAACUUCCCUUAACUGGGCUGCCUUCAGAUGUCUUCUAAAAGUCAGAUAGUUGUUUAUUUCCUUGACAUUUGAUGGGAGGGCGUUCCACAGGGCGGGUGCCACCACCAAGAAGGCCCUCGGCGCUGGACCUCAGUGUCCAGGCAGAAUGAUGGGGGUGGAGACGCUCCUUUAGGUAUUCUGGGCUGAGGUAUACUGGACACUAUCAGUAACUUAGAUAUUCCAGGUCCCCUAGCCUAUCGGAAUGUUAUUGGGAAUAUUAUAAUACUUGUCUCCUGCCCAUCUGACUGUGUUCCCCCAGCCACUCUGCAUGCCUUCCAGCAAAAUAUAAAAACACAGUCAGAUGUAAGUCUUCUCCCUUUGGCUUCACUGUCUUGGAAAUUGGGGUGGGUAGUUGGGGGAAAGUUACUGAUUUCCAACAACAACAACAAUAAUAAUUCAUUAUUUAUACCCCAUCCAUCUGGCUGGGUUUCCCCAGCCACUCUGGGCGGCUUUCAACAGAACAUUAAAAACAGAAUAAAACUUCAAACAUUAAAAACUUCCCUAAACAGGGCUGGCUUCAGAUGUCUUCUGAAUAUCAGAUAGUUGUUUAUUUCCUUGACUUCUGAUGGGAGAGCAUUCCACAGGGCAGGCGCCACCACCAAGAAGGCCCUCUGCCUGGUUCCCUGUAGCUUUGUUUCUCACAGUGAGGGAACGGCCAGAAGGCCCUAGGAACCGGACCUCCGUGUCCGGGUUGAACAAUGGAGGUGGAGAUGCUCCUCCAGGUCUACUGGGCCGAGGCCGUUUAGGGCUUUCAAGGUCAGCACCAACACUUUGCAUUGUGCUCGGAAAUGUACUGGGAGCCAGUGUAGGUCUAUCAGGACCGGGGUUAUGUGGUCUCAGCGGCCGCUCCCAGUCACAAGUCUAGUUGUCGUAUUCUGGAUUAGUUGUAGUUUCCGGGUCACCGUCAAAGGUAGCCCCACAUAGAGCGCAUUGCAGUAGUAGCUAUCGUGGUCCUUUCUGGGUCAUCCCUCAGCCGGCAAGACGAAGAUUGCCAUUUUUCUGAGUCGUGCAGGGUGAUACAGCGGUUUCACCCUCAAAAGUCUAGCGAUUAAGUAGAUUCCCCAUGCAAGACUUUGAAGAUGGUUCUUCGCUUGCAGGAUAAAUGUAAAGGUAAAGUGAUCCCUGACCAUUAGGUCCAGUCGUGACCGACUCUGGGGUUGCGGCGCUCAUCUCACUUGAGUGGCCGAGGGAGCCGGCGUCCAGCUUCCGGAUCAUGUGGCCAGCAUGACUGAGCCGCUUCUGGCGAACCAGAGCAGCACACGGAAACGCCGUUUACCUUCCCGCCGGAGCGGUACCUAUUUAUCUACUUGCACUUUGACGUGCUUUUGAACUGCUAGGUUGGCAGGACGCUUGCAGGGUGGCAGCUAUUAAAAGCAGCAUCCUGCAUGUAUACUGAGUCCAGUGGAAUGCGUUUCUCUCCCUUGAGCCCAGGAGAGGGUCUUCUUGCUGCCAAAACUCCUUUCUCGCAGUGUGUAAACUGUCGGUCCACAGUUCUAUCUGUCCGCACAAACUCCAGUGGGCACGACGUGUCCACACUCAGCAAAACAACACCAUCAGCUUGAUUGUAAACCACAAGCAAACCUCAGAGCGGUAAAAUGAAUCAUUUACCAAUGAGAAAAACUGAAAAUAAUGUAAGGCUGUAAUGGUUCUAGGGGUUGCUCGUGCGUAAGCCGGUGUAAACACCUGGCUGGAUUGCCUGAGUGAACCUUUUCUGUCCGGACAGCCACUCACCCAUGGCUGUCUCAAUCGCUGGCAGAAUCCGUCAGUGGGCGUUUCUUAAACUUCUUCCAGCAAAGAAGCUCUUUGACGCCUAGUCUCCUCCUACUCUCUCUGCGCAAAAGCCUUCUGCACAAGGAGAGCGUGGGCAACGGAGGACCCCUACUCUCCCCGCUGGUCCCCGGCAAGGAGUCAUGGGACCGCCUCGCCGCUUCCCCCAUCUGCCCCCCUUCUCCACUGGUGCUACGCUGAUUCUCUUCCCCAGAAGAUGGGCUGCUUCUCCCAAUCCCUGGACGCUCUCUGGAAUCCCUCUGGAUCUUGCUCUCUCCCUCCGGCACUGAUGGCAGUUCCCUGACAAAGGCUUUUGAAAAGUUAAAAUAGCGAUAGUCUGAAAAAAGAUUAAAACACAUACCAGCUUUCUAAACAGCAUGUUGCUUUACAGUGUUUCGCGAGCUCCUCUGUGAUUCUUUUUAUAAUAUAAAGUGGUCUAACACAUAAAUAAAUAUGAUUUUCCCCGUAUUGCAGAUGAUUGGGGGAAGGCUGAGGUUGAGAUGGUUUUAUUUAUUUGUUUCUUCAUUCCAUUGGCUUCUGAGCCAUCUUUCAAAACCUAAUUAUUUUUCCAAAGUAGCAAUUAUGACUUGGCCAAGUAGGCUGAGAGCUGAGGGCCUCUGGUCUAUUUAGAGCAAGCUGUUCUAAUUUUUACUCUGCCAGCUCUUUUUCAUGGCAGGAGAAGGCGUUGAAACUGACCUCCUUUGGAGUUUCUGAGAGUUUCGGCAUGUUCCCGAGGCGGCUGGCUGCUGUGUGGGACGCAGAGAAGCGCCUGCGAUGCCCAUUAGCCGAGGGCGGACAACUCAAUUGUUCUCUUUUGCUGUGUCCUCUUGCCAGGGGAAUGAAAUAGACAUGAUUGGCGUGGGCACUCACCUGGUGACGUGCACGCUUCAGCCGUCCCUGGGCUGCGUCUACAAGGUAAGCCAGUUCUUCCACAGAGACGCGCUUGCAGGGCCAGAAUCUCUUGGGCUCUGCGGUUCAGGUCAAAUCUAUCCUCUAAUGAUUAACAGAGGGGGAAAGAGAGUAACCUUUAUGAGCCUGCUAGUGUGAUGUUGUUGUUGUUGUUAUUUAGUCAUGUCCGACUCUUCGUGACCCCCUGGACCAGAGCACGCCAGGCACUCCUGUCUUCCACUGCCUCCCGCAGUUUGGUCAGACUCAUGCUGGUAGCUUCGAGAACACUGUCCAACCAUCUCGUCCUCUGUCGUCCCCUUCUCCUUGUGCCCUCCAUCUUUCCCAACAUCAGGGUCUUUUCCAGGGAGUCUUCUCUUCUCAUGAGGUGGCCAAAGUAUUGGAGCCUCAGCUUCACGAUCUGUCCUUCCAGUGAGCACUCAGGGCUGACUUCCUUCAGAAUGGAGAGGUUUGGUCUUCUUGCAGUCCAUGGGACUCUCAAGAGUCUCCUCCAGCACCAGAAUUCAAAAGCGUCAAUUCUUCGGCGAUCAGCAUUCUUUAUGGUAGCUUUUCAGAAACGGGGAUGCAUUGGGAGACAGAAUUUUGUAAAUGUAUAAGCCAGCUUUUGGCAAGCUGGGGCCUUCCAGGUGUUUUGGACUACAACUCCCAUCAGCCACAGCCAGCAUGACUGGCUGUGGCUGAUGGGAGUUGUAGUCCAAAGGUUGCCAAAGGCCAAUAAAAGCAUUAUCUAUUAUCUACUAGCAGUUGAGGUAUUAAAGGAGGACUUGGGCUGGGUCUCUCUCUGAGAGCCAGUGUGGUGUAGUGGUUAAGAGCAAUAGACUUGUAAUCUGGGGAACCGGGUUCGUGUCUCCGCUCCUCCACAUGCAUCUGCUGGGUGACCUUGGGCCAGUCCCACUUCUCUGAAGUCUCUCAGCCCCACUCAUCCCAUAGAGUGUUUGUUGUGGGGAGGAAGGGAAAGGAGAAUGUUAGCCGCUUUGAGACUCCUUCAGGUAGUGAUAAAGCAGGAUAUCAAAUCCAAACUCCUCCUCCUCUUCUUCUUCUUCUGUCUCUCUCUCUCUCUCUCUCUCACUAUGCAGCACCCAGAUGUUGUAUAGAAGCUCUACCUUUCUAAACCACUAGCAAAAGCUUCCUGCACAUUUUUAAAUCUUGAGGACUAGAAGAUUGCUUCUUCUUCCUUUAACGAAGGCAAAACUUUUCACAUUUCAGCAGCCUGCAUUUCCUUCCUAAUCUCACCCUGUGCACCAUAAGAGCACCUUGGGUGCAAAAAAAGAAUUUUUACUGCCACAUUAAAGGUAAAGGGACCCCUGACCAUUAGGUCCAUUCAUGGCCGACUCUGGGGUUGCGGCGCUCAUCUCGCUUUAUUGGCCGAGGGAGCCAGCGUACAGCUUCCGGGUCAUGUGGCCAGCAUGACUAAGCCGCUUCUGGCGAACCAGAGCAGCGCACGGAAACGCCGUUUACCUUCCCACUGGAGCGGUACCUAUUUAUCUACUUGCACUUUGACAUGUUUUCGAACUGCUAGGUUGGCAGGAGCAGGGACCGAGCAACGGGAGCUCACCCCGUCGCGCGGAUUCAAACCGCCGACCUUCUGAUCGGCAAGCCCUAGGCUCUGUGGUUUAACCCACAGCGCCACCCGCAUCCCUUAAUGCCACAUUAAUGAUAUCCAAAUAUAGACUAUUCCGGGAGCCUUGGGUUCUAUAUAAUACCUCUUCCUCCCCACCCACCAAAUUUACCUGCCUGCCUGUCACCUCUCUCUGCUCCGUAAUUCCCACCAUCAGCAUCGGAUCGCUUUAAAGCUCCAGAAACUGCAAAGAACAACAAGUAGAUUUGAUUCCUUGAAAGAGAUUCCGCCUGAGCACCGUAUGUAAUAGGGCGGCCCACAUACUCCCGUGUUGCAUUUGCCUGCCUGCCUGCCCCUGUCCUGUCUCCCCAUCCUUCCCUCCAUCAGGAAUACCAUUAUCCUAAACAAAAACCAGGUUGCUUCCAUGAACAACUGCCUGUCUCUCCGUCCGUAGCUGGUGGAGGUGAAUGGUUCCCCGAGACUGAAGGUGACGGAAGACAAAGAGAAGACAACCUUACCUGGAAGCAAGCGAGUCUACAGGCUCUGGGAUGCUGCAGGUGAGAUUCUGGGGACUGAUUUUCGAACAUAGGAAAAAGGAGGUGCCUUCUGUUCUAAGAGUCCAUUGCUCUCUGUAUAAUAAUAACAAUAAUAAUUUUAUUUAUACCCCGCCCUUCCCGGUUCAAAAACCAGGCUCAGGGCAGCUAAAAACAAAUUUAAAACACUUAAUUGUAAAAGCAGCAUAAAAUACAGUAUAAAAACCUGAAUAACAAUAAAAUUCAAAAUUCAGAAAUCAAUUAGAUAAUCCCCAGGGCUUGCUCGCUGAAUUGGUCCUACUUGAGCCAACGAGGAGGCCAGGGGAGAAUUAGCUGUGGGGUCUCAGAGCGGGUAAUCUUCAUAAAAGGGGAGGGAGAGGGAAGAGAAGGGAAAUAAAAGAUCAUGCUGAAUUCAAAUUAAAGGCCAGGCGGAAUAGCUCUCUCUUACAGGCCCGACGGAAGGAGGUGGUAACACCAAAGAGGUGUUAGGCCCAGAGGUCUAAGAGAAGUCCUCAGGUCAAGAGGGCAAAUAGUUCUCCAUCAAUGUCCCUUCCUCAAGUAUUUUUGCUUGGCUGGAAAUCAAAGAAUCGUAGAAUUGAGUUGGAAGGGACCCGAGGGUCAUCUAGCCCAACCCCGUGCUGUGUAGGAAUCUCAGCUAAACAUCCAUGACAGAUGGCCAUCCAACCUCUGCUUAAAAAAACCUUAUGAGGAACGGUUGAGGGAUUUGGGUAUGUUUAUCCUGGAGAAGAGGAGACUGAGAGGAGAUGGGAUAGGCCUUCUUCAGCUAUCCAAAAGGAUGCCACAUGGAGGAUGGAACAAGCUUGUUUUCUCCUGCUUGAAAGGUAGGAUUCGAAUCCAUGAGUUCAGGUAACAAGAAAGGAGAUUCCGACUAAACAUUCGGAAGAACUUUCUGGGGCUAAGAGCCGUUCAGCUGUGGACUUGGGGGACCAUCUGCCAGGGAUUCUCCAGCUGUGAUUCCUCUAUUGCUGGGGUUGGACUAGCCAGAGUGGCACAUGCUCUAGUUAUCUCCCACUUGGACUGCUGCAGUACGCUCUACGUGGGGCUACCUUUGUUUUUUAAAAAAAUAAUAUUUAUUAUUUUUCCAAAAACUUAAACACUAAAAAGACAAUACAAUACAACACAUCAAAUUAACAAAACAAAACAAAAACAAUAAAAUAAAUCAAACAAUUUCAUUAUCCCAUCUUUCAUUCACUUAUUUCCAAUGACCUCCUCACACCUCCCUUUUUGUAUUCCACUUCUGUUAAUUAUUUCAGCAAUUCCUUUCCAUCUUCCUCUGUUUUCUAUCCUAUAAUUAUCUUAACUCAUUCUAACCUUAUUUUUUCCUUUAAUGCUCUGUUAACCUAUCUGUACUUAAUUCCUUAUAACAUUUCUACUAAAGCCAUAUAACUUCAUUCCAACAUUUUUCUAACAUUCAUUAAUUUUACAGUAUUUCUGUAGAUAGUCUUUAAAUUUUUUCCAAUCUUCUUCCACCGACUCUUCUCCCUGGUCUCGGAUUCUGCCAGUCAUUUCCGCCAGUUCCAUAUAGUCCAUCAACUUCAUCUGCCAUUCUUCCCGGGUGGGUAAAUCUUGUGUCUUCCAAUAUACAUGGGGCUACCUUUGAAGGUGACCCGGAAACUACACCUAAUCCAGAAUGCGGCAGCUAGACUGGGGACUGGGAGCGGCUGCUGAGACCACACAACACCGGUCUUGACGGACCUACAUUGGCUCCCAGUACGUUUCAAUUCAAAGUGUGGAUGCUGACCUUUAAAGCCCUAAAUGGCCUCAGUCCAGUAUACCUGAAGGAGCAUCUCCACCCCCAUCGUUUUCCCCGGACACUCAGGUCCAGCGCUGAGGGCCUUCUGGCAGCUCCCUCCCUGUGAGAAGCCAAGUUACAGGGAACCAGGCAGAGGGCCUUCUCAGUAGCGGCACCCGCCCUGUGGAACGCCCUCCCACCAGAUGUCAAAGAGAAAAAUAAUUACCAAACGUUUAGAAGACAUCUGAUGGCAGCCCUGUUUAGGGAAGCUUUUAAUGUUUAAUAGGUUAUUGUAUUUUAGUGUUCUGUUGGAAGCUGCCCAGAGUGGCUGGGGAAACCCAGCCAGAUGGGCGGGGUAUAAAUAAAUUAUUAUUGUUAUUAUUAUUAUUAUUGAUAACCCUUGGGGGUUCCUUCCAACUCUACAAUUCUGUGGUUCUAUACCUGGCCUUUCACUGUCAUUACUCUCUUUUGGUCACGAUCAUGCCCUUCUUUUGCUUGCAGGCUUCCCAUGCAUGGAUCUCAUGACUUUGGAAAAGGAACCUCCUCCAAGGGCUGGGCAGGAGGUGGACUUCUGGCUGGUGGGAACGACCCAGGAAGCUGGAAAAGUGACUCCUUCAGCAGUCGAAAUGCUGAACCGCGUCUACCUCAAAGAUGGGCAGGUGGGGAGGAAGACCCCUGUGGUCUUCUCUUUGCAAGACUUCAUGUGGGCCGAUGUUGCUUUGCAUUUAGGGCUUGCCUCUGAAGACGGUUUGGAAACUUCAGCUGGUGCAGAAUUCAGCGGCCAGGUAGCUCAUCGGAGCAAGAUAGUUUAAGCAUAUUACACCAUUGCACUGGCUGCCAGUUAGUUUCCUGGCCCAAUUCAAAGUGCUGGUCUUGACCUGUAAAGCCUUAAACGGCUCAGGACCGCAAUACCUCAAGGACCGCCUCUUUCCAUAAUAACCUACCCGGACCCUGAGAUCAUCUUCUGAGACCCUCCUUUGUGUGCCUCCUCCUCGAGAGGUCCAGAGGAUGGCAACACGAGAACGGGGCCUUCUCUGCAGUGGCUCCCCGUUUGUGGAAUGCUCUCCCCAGAGAAGUUCACCUGGCGCCUUCAUUAUACACCUUUAGGCGCCAGGCAUAAACGUUGAUAUGUUGUCCUUUUAAAUUUGUUUUUUUGUGGGGGGCGGGCUAUUGGGUGGCUGUUUUUAUUUUUAUUAUGUCUUUUGUGGUUUUAUACUUGGAUUUUUCUCUGUGAACCGCACUGAGACCCCCGGGUAUAGGACGGUAUAGAAAUUCAAUAAAUAACAAUAAUAAUUUAUGUCAGCCUGCAGCAUAGAGCCUUGUGCCCUCUGGCCAGGGUGGGGUCAGAGCCCAAAUGAGAGAGAAGUAAAAUAUUUCAGGGCUCGUUGAAGAUCCCAGUUCUCAUUUGGGUGGUCAGUUUGGGUGCAGAGAGUUGGAAGAAGAAAGCAGUUUCUCUGUUUGUCAGCCAUUGUUGUGCCACGUGACUAAGCCGGGCAGAACAGCUGUUAUUCGGGGAUGCUUAAAAUAUUAAAAAAAUUGCUGUGUCUUUUACCCUGAAAGGCACCUUCCUGUCUUCCUAAGCAGGGUUAAGUGUCAUGCAUCCAUUGCAAUGCUAAAUAAACCUCCCGAUUGACUGAUGAUUGCAUUAUUGACUAUCAGGAUAUUGGAUAAGGUAAACGUAAAGGGACCCCUGACCAUUAGGUCCAGUCGUGACCAACUCUGGGGUUGCGGCGCUCAUCUCGCUUUAUUGGCCAAGGGAGCCGGCGUACAGCUUCCGGGUCAUGUGGCCAGCAUGACUGAGCCGCUUCUGGCGAACCAGAGCAGCGCACGGAAACGCUGUUUACCUUCCCGCCGGAGCGGUACCUAUUUAUCUACUUGCACUUUGAUGUGCUUUCGAACUGCUAGGUUGGCAGGAGCAGGGACCGAGCAAUGGGAGCUCACCCCGUUGCGGUGAUUCGAACCACUGACCUUCUGAUCGGCAAGUCCUAGGCUCUGUGGUUUAACCCACAGUGCCACCCGCGUCCCAUCAGGAUAUUGGGUAUUGAACCCCAGUAGAAAGAAAGGAGAUUGUAACUAAAAAUCAGGAAGAACUUUCUGGCAGUACGAGCUGUUGGACUCUCCUUCUCUGGAGGUUUUUAAGCAGAGGUUGGAUGGUCAUCGGUCUGGGAUGCUUUUGCUAAGAUUCCUACAUUUCAGGGGGUUGGACUAGAUGACCCUUGGGGUCCCUUCCAACUCUACAAUUCUGUGAUUCUCUCUCCCCAGCACCAUAUUGUUCUUUGCCUCAGGCAGCCAAGAUGUCUUGGGAUCGUCUCUGGUCGGAAGACAGUUCCCAGCUCCUGAAUUAGAUGGGAUUUUGGUCUGCUCUUAGGAUUUUAUUCCCGAUUCUAGAACAUUUUGAAAUGCUUUCUUUCUGCCUUUCCCACGCCGAAGGUCUGCCAGCCACUCCCCAGCCUUGUGGAGAUCAGGGGCCAUGCGCAGGCCUCGCUGAACAAACUCAACCCUGCGCACAAGAGACUGAAGGACGCGGAGACCUACAAGGUACAAACGGGCCUAACAAUGCCGAUUCAGAAUUUCUUAAUGUGGAUGAUGAUGAUGAUGAUGAUAAUAAUAAUAAUAAUUUAUUAUUUAUACCCCGCCCAUCUGGUUGAGUUUCCCCAGCCACUCUGGGCGGCUCCCAAUCGAGUGUUAAAACAGCAUUAAAUAUUAAAAGCUUCCCUAAACAGGGCUGCCUUCAGAUGUCUUUUAAAGAUAAAAUAGCUGCUUAUUUCCUUCACAUCUGCUGCGAAGGUGGGAAGGGAUCGAACCCACCCCAGUGCAGAUUCUGGGCCCUCCUGCUGAGCCGAAGCACUCCUUCCCUGCCUGGAUAGCUCAGCUGGUUAGAGUGUGGUGUUGAGAAUGCCAAGGUUGCAGGUUUGAAUCCCCAUAUAGGACGGCUGCAUAUUCCUGCAUUGCAAGGAGGUUUGCCUAGAUCAUGGGUAGGCAAACUAAGGCCUGGGGGCCGGAUCAGGCCCAAUUGCCUUCUCAGUCCGGCCCACAGACGGUCCAGGAAUCGGCAUGUUUUACAUGAGUGGAGUGUGUCCUUUUAUUUAAAAUGAAUCUCUGGGUUAUUUGCGGGGCCUGCCUGGCGUUUUUACAUGAGUUGAAUGUGUUCUCUUAUUUAAAAUGCCUCUCUGGGUUAUUUGUGGGGCAUAGGAAUUCGUUCAUUUCCCCCCCCCCCCCAAAAAAAUAUAUAGUUCCCUUCCAUCUCCUACAAUUCUGUGAUCUAUGAUCCUUCUUUCUCAACUUCUCCUGCUCUCAGGUGGCUGUGACAGAAAAGCUCCACCGGCUUCUCCUCGAUCUCCAGAGAGGCAGCCAGUGACCCGCAAAGCCUUUUCCCGUGCCCAGGAGUGGGGGGCGGUGGCAGCACCCCCUCUGUGCCGUGCCUUGGAUCCUGCUCCCAGCCACCACCACUGCCUCAUCACCUACGGAGGCAGCACCUUUCCUGUGCCUUAAGAACUGAAAUUGCCCCUUUGCACUCAAAGGAUCUGUCUAGGAAUGUAUUGCACACUGCCAGUGUGGGAAUUGGGGGGGGGGGCUGGGACCAAACCUCAUGAAUGGAGAGCUUGAGGAGCACCUGUAGGGCAGGUUUCGGCAGGUAGAAUUCAGUUCAGGGAGCUUGCAGGCUGGUUGCUAUUUUCCAGUGGAUUCAAAUCACCUGCUGGCAGAUUCGGGUUGCACAAGUUGGUUGGGAAGCCUUACACAGCAAACUCCACCCCCCCGGCAAAAAAAAGACUGGACUUUUUGCAAUAGUAGAGAUCCACGUGGGUGGUGCUGUGGGUUAAACCACAGAGCCUAGGACUUGCCGAUCAGAAGGUCGGCGGUUCGAAUCCCCGCGAUGGGGUGAGCUCCCGUUGCUCGGUCCCUGCUCCUGCCAACGUAGCAGUUCGAAAGCACAUCAAAGUGCAAGUAGAUCAAUAGGUACCGCUCCGGCGGGAAGGUAAACAGCGUUUCCGUGCGCUGCUCUGGUUCGCCAGAAGCGGCUCAGUCAUGCUGGCCACAUGACCCGGAAGCUGUACGCCGGCUCCCUCGGCCAAUAAAGCGAGAUGAGCAUCGCAACCCCAGAGUCGGCCACGACUGGACCUAACGGUCAGGGGUCCCUUUACCUUUUACUGAGAAAGUUGUGGGGCAACGCUUGCUUUGCCUCCAGGUCACCCACGAACAAAUGAGGAGGGAUGCUUAUUCAGUAGCCAACGUUGCCUCGUCUUACCUGCAAACAAAUCAGGAUGAAUUCUCCAUAAAGCAGGGUUGCCCUGGAAGCACCCAAAAGACAACAGCAUGUGCAGGUAAAGUGAUAUUUGCCUUGAAACUGGAGCAGGGAAACAAGAGGCAAAAUAGUGGUCCAGGAAAAUAGGGGCAUGGGCUUUCCAGUGAGGAUUUUCCCCACUGGGUUGGCGAACCCGAGCCCCCCUCUCAAUAUUCAGCAUUCUGGGGGGGGGGGAGGAGAACAGGUCGGAACUGCAACAAAAUGUUGCAGUUUAUCCCCCCCUGCCCCCGGUGCAGUAUCCUCCCAGGUACUACAAGCUGCAAGGGUCUCAGUUCGCUCCGCACCACCCCCCAGCUGUCAGAGCUGGAGUCAAGACGCAGGUCAGCAAGAAAGGAAGCAAAUCUGAUGCCAGUGAAAUUAACUCUUUAUUCAAUGGAAGGAGAUGCAACUCUGCCUAGUGGUCUCAGCAAACCUUCCCAGGUGGCCCUGCCCCCUGGAGCAGUUGUCCCUGUCUUCCAUCUUCCACCCUCUCUAAGCCUCCUCCCUCUCCCAGAUGUUUCCCAAGCAGCCUCAAACUUUGUUUCUGCACCUCUGGUCUCUGUUCUGCCCUCCGCAUUGUUCUGUGCCUUCUUGGAGACCAGGGGGGAAAGGGAGGGAGACUCCCUGGAUUUUUCUGCCAUCUCUUGACCCCCCUACUCUGCUUCAGCCUUGGAGUCUGAACUGCUCUCUGUCACAGGCUCUCCUGGUUCACUAAACCCAGUCGCCCCCCGGCAUUCAUCAUCUCUGGCCUCUCCUGUGUCUCGCCACCAAUGCCCUGGCUCUCAGCCUUCCUCCUCUAGGGUUUCCCUUGGGGGGGGGGGUUUCCCCAACAGGUUCUUCCCACCACUCCUCUGCCUCCAGCCAGUCCCUGACACCUGAAUUGAAUUUUAUUAUUAUGGUCAUAGACCAGUUCCGGCUCACUUACAAUAUCAGGAAAAUCAUAAAACACAAGAGGAAUACAUUGAAUUGCAGUUGGGUAAACCAGAAACCAUACAGAUAUAGCGGCAGUUAAAAAUAUAUAUUAAAUCUUGAUCACUAAAAUAUAACCUAAAAUUGUCAUUUAAAACCUUAAUCAUUUUGGUAGUACAGCUUGUUCCCUAAGUUUUACGGCAGUCGCACAGAAUUUGGCCACCCUGAGCGUGAUCUCUAGAUCCUUGUCUUCUACCAGGAGUUUUAGACUUUGAAGUUUGGACCCGUUUGGAGAUUUUUGUAUAACGGGAGUGAUAAAUACCGAGCGUAUACGCCCGUAGAAACGGCAGCGUAACAAGACAUGAGAGACAGUUUCUACCUCCAUCAAGCCGCAGGGGCAAACUCGUUCCACGUACGGUUUACCCUCGAAUCUGCCCUGCAAUCUGUCCCUGACAUCCGUUUUCCUUUUCCAAUGGACAUUUGACAUUCUGUGGCACCUGCUGAACAUGCUCGGUCCUUAUCGGGCUGGGUUUAUGUGUUUGUGCCCCCUUGCCCACCAACGUACUACUGCAAAUCUUGCAUUAAGAUACACCCUUCUUGUUCCUCGCGGGUCCUGUUUUGGCUCCAUUGCCGCCGCCGCCACCAACCACGCGAGUUUGGUGACAGGUCGGCUGCGAUUCUAAACAGGAGCAUCCAAACAGGACUAACCUGUUGUGGCAUAGACAGAUUUAACAGUGCCUUGAAUGUUCGCAAUCCUGGCUUUUAUACCUGUAUGAAACCAUACCGGACCGCAUGUACGCUCCUCUUAAUUUUAGCGUGUGGCUUAACAAUCAAACUGCACCAUAGUCUUUAGGGGAAACGGCACCGCUUUCAAAUAAAUGCAUAUAAAUUUCUGUACGCAAGAGAAAUAAAUUGUGCGAUCCUUAUUCUA
Podarcis lilfordi (Lilford's wall lizard) is the source of this 34310-nucleotide messenger RNA. The record is from the annotation of a GenBank genome assembly. Lineage: Eukaryota; Metazoa; Chordata; Lepidosauria; Squamata; Lacertidae.